UUACCAUGAUACCAUCACUAGUCAGCAACCACUUCCAUUCGUUUGUUUGGGAAUAAUAGUGGGUGAGGAGAAUGUGCUGGACCGCAAUCAAAAAGAUUCCUUCCCACUUUCGGUAAAUUAGGACGAACGACGGAACGAGGCAUAUAAUAAAUAUUUAUUUGUACAUAUUAUUAGUUCCCCUUUUUAAGUAAAGUUAGGGUUCUUUGUACAUUUUUUUUAAUGACAAGAAUAACCCUCGAGCAACGAGACAGUGACGAGUCGAACGCUGUAACCAAACAGCAACGACAUCUCUUAUCACUUUCUCAUCUUCUUGGAGCCAAGAGAAGAUGGCAUGAUGACCAACUUUGAAGAAAAUCUCUUGCUCGAAUUUACAGAUUAAUCUAGAAAGAUUUGACCCGUUUGUUAGAUUUGUUUGGCCUAUUUUGGGCGGAGCGGGUAUGAGUACUCUAAUCGACCCGACUUGUCUUGAUCCACCCCAUUGUUAGCUCGUUCUUAUCCAAAUUAUAUGUAAACUUCGUCAAAUUACUUAGGAUUUUCCUUUUAUUACCUCAUAGUUUAACUGCCCGUUAGCAGUAUUGUUAGUAAUAUUAACUUGGCAACAUAAUACUGACUAAAAAGAGAUACGUGGUGAACAUUCUAGAAUUUUAGUAUUUUAACCAAGAAAAAAGAGUUACGAAAUUACUAAAAGUAAAAGACAAAUGACAAAUAUUUUAAUACAUUACAAAAAAUUUGGCUAAUAUUUUAUAUUUCGAAAAAUUUGACCAAUUAUUUAGAAAAAUUUGAUUAAUAAAUUGUAUUUGUCCAUAAGCUGAAAGCAUAUGCCUUUUUCUCUCUACGCCAAUACCCGCCAAGAUUUGUGAACUCGAAGAACAAAUCAGAUUGGUUAGGAAAAUUGAAAAAAGUAGUAGGUUGCCAUUAAAUUGACUUACUUGAUCAGUCCAAGACAAAAUACCCAGGGAAAAGUUAAUUACAGAAGGGAACGGAGCAGCGCUUAGGAGAUUAAUUCUUAAGUGAACAGUAAUCGGAGUCAAUUUUUUCGAUGAAAAUGUGGGUUUAGCUACUUUGUAGUAUGCAACAAUAAAAAUAUGUAAAAUGAAUUUGCGCUAUUAAUUUUUAAAUCUGGUCAGUUGCAAUUUUUUUUCCUAAAGUAACUAAUAAAUUUUCAUUUUUGGGCAAAAUACGUUCUAAUAUUUUACAGUCACUUUAAUAAUAUACUCAAAUUGAUCGUUACCGUAUCGAAACCCUAAAAAGUUAAAUAAACAUUUUCACUUCAAUAAAUUAACUUGUCACAAUAACUUGAUUUAUUCAAUACAUGAGUUUUUUUUAAGACAAUGAUUGAUCUUAUUAAUGAAGGAAGGUUGUGAAGACUUGAACACACAACCUUAAUAACAAGCCAGUUCUAAUACCAUGUCAUAAACCAAUUAUUUUCGACAACUCAAAUUGUUGGGAGAGAUCCACGCGUGCAAGGAUCGGACUUUAAUCAAUCUUCUUUACAUCUCGCUCGCUCGCCCCCAUAAUGUCAAUUCGAGUUCGAACCCGAAACCUCCGAUUUCAAAACUAGUGUUAUUAUCACAGUCACCGCACCGUCUGUCCCUCCCCUUAUUAAUACAAGCGAUACAGAGCGAGGGGUAACGUACAACAAUGGAUAACAUACUACUAGAAGUUGGGGCGCAGCAGUUAGCCCCUUGGCUGACCAUGAUCUCGUCCGCAAUAUUCAUCGCCGCCACUAGUGUUUUCCUGGUCUCAAUAUGGACCUGCGUUGUGAAAAGGCCGCCCUCGUCGUCCCCACCAGCAGCUCGGCUGCCUCCAGGGCCAUGGGCGCUUCCUUUGGUCGGGAACCUGCACCAGAUGGCGCUUGGGUCGUCGCUCCCGCACCGGCGCCUGCGGGACCUGGCCAGGCAGUACGGCCCCGUGAUGCGCCUUCGGUUCGGGGAGGUCCCCAUUGUGGUCGUCUCCUCGGCAGAAUGGGCCAAGCUGUUCUUGCAGGCCCACGACGCCAGCUUCGCCGCCCGGCCGCUCCUGCCCGCCGCCAGCAUCGUGUUCUACGGAGGCCGCGACAUCGCGUUCGCGGCCUACGGCGAGUACUGGAGGAAGAUGAGGAAGGUUUGCGAUGUGGGGCUGCUGGGAACCGGGCGGGUGAAGUCGCUGUAUCCCGUCAUGGAGCAAGAGGUGUGCAAGUGGAUUCACGCAUCCAUCUCACGCACCGACAACGCCGGGAUUUCAUCUAAGAGUGACGAGUCCGGAGACCCAGCCCUUUACAGUCUCCCUCCGCCCCCGGCUGGUGCUGAUCAUGAGCCCAUCAACCUGAGCCGAUCGCUGUUCGAUUUGGGGUGUUCCAUCAAUUCGCGUCUGGUCCUGGGGAUGAGCUCUCUGGGGCAGGAGGAAGUUGGGGUGUUCUUCUCGCUGGCGGGCCAGCUGAUGAAGGCCAUGGGAGGGUUCGACCUCGUCGACCUGUUCCCUUCCAGCGAGUUGCUGCGGCGAAUCACGGGAGCCCACGGCGAGCUGAAGAAGCUUCACGCCGCGCUGGAUGCCAUCCUCGAAACCGUAAUCAACGACCACGUAACGAAAAGAUCAGCAGCCAAGAAUAUCGACGAUGAAGAAGAAGAAGAAGAUCUGGUUGAUUUUCUUCUGAAUCUCAAGGAGAACAACGAACAUCGCCAAUCACCCAUCACCAACUCUGACAUUAAAGCUGUCAUCUUGGACCUAUUGAUGGCGGGAACUAGUCCGUGGAUCGCAGUGGUAGAAUGGGCAAUGUCAGAACUGAUGAAACAUCCGAGAAUGAUGGAGAAAGCACAAAAGGAGGUGAGGCACAGGUUUGAUGGACAAGGAGAGAUCGUGGAUGAAGCAGGCAUCAACGAGUUGCAGUAUCUAGAGUUGGUGUUAACAGAGACGCUGAGGUUCCAUUCUCCGGGGCCUUUGAACCUUCCCAGGGAGAAUCAAGAGACGGUGGUGAUCAAUGGGUAUCAGAUUCCGGCCAAGACCAAAGUUAUAUUCAACUCAUGGGCCAUGGGACGAGACCCCGACCACUGGACCAACCCAGAAUGUUUCGAUCCCGAAAGGUUCCUUCAUACCUCCACCGACUACAAGGGCCACCAUUUUGAUCUCAUCCCCUUUGGAGCCGGCCGAAGAAUCUGUCCGGGCAUGCAUUUCGGGACUACCAUCGUCAAGCUCGUGCUCGCGAAUCUGCUCUAUCGUUUCGACUGGGAACUCCCAAAUCAGAUGAAGCCUCCAGAUUUGGACAUGUCGGAGAGGCUUGGCUUGGAUUUGAGGAGGAAAAACGAUCUGGUCCUCGUUCCCAUCCCAUACCACCAUGAGUCGAUCGAGGUAGCUUAGCUUAAUAUAUAAUUGGGGUCGUUCGGAAGUUGCGAUUGUUAGUGUUGUAUUUGUUAAAUACAUGCAUUGUCCACAAUACAACAUUUGGAAGUGUCAAGUUACAAAACAAUGCAUGUAUUGCUUUGUGUGAUUGUUGGUUUAAUAAUUGAGCACCUUUACUUUUUCCAAUUAUGUCCAUAGUUCUUUUUGUUUUAUAUUAAAAGUGAAGAACAAAUAUGACAUUUCCUUCUAAAGUAACUUUAUAAUAAUCAAUUCAUAAAUUAUAAUCUCAACAACCAAACAAUAUAAUUUCAAAAUGCAUCUAUUUGUAUCAAUGCAUGCAUUUAUAUGAUAGUGAUUCAUAACAAUACAACGAUUUAAUAUACGCAACUUCCAAACGACCCCCAGUUUACUUACUAUGGUCAUCGUUUCGUUUCGUUUCUACCCCGACCUCCCUUCGGUGUUCUUUCUCGUUGGCUUAAUUUCACAGUGUGUGUUGUGUUUGAAUUCCACCACUUGAAAUGGAAAUUGGAUGAUGAUGAUGGCUUUACUUUUGUAACAUUUCAGUAGACUACUCUCAUCGACAAAUUAUUUUUUAUGUUAUAGAAAUGCAACUACAAAUAGGGCUGUCCAUUUGGUUUUGGUUUUUUGGUUUUAACCGAAACCAAACCAAUUGGAAAGCUAAUGGUUUCAGUUUUUUGGUUUUAAACCAAUAAGCAACUUAAUGAUUUUGGUUUGGUUAAAACCGAAAAACCAAUAGAAACCAUUAAGAAACCAAUAAGAAUAAACUUAUUUAUCAACAAAUAUUUUUUUUGUUUCUUUUGACACGCAUGCCAACCAAUAAUUGUUAUGACCAUUUACCAUUAUUAUGAGUUUAUUCAAUAAAAAGGUGGGAAAUAGGAAUAAAUAUGAGUGUAUGAGUACAUGGUGGUUUUUUGGUUAUCCAAACCAAAACCAAAACCAGUAAGGCCCUUAAUGGUUUUUGGUUGCCAAAAACCAAUAAGGGCCUUAAUGGUUUUGGUUUUUGGGAUUUGGUUUUUGGUUUUUCAUACUUAAUGGUUUGGUUAACCAAACCAAACCAAAUUGACAGCCCUAGCUACAAAUUGAGUAAUAAUUAAACGAAAAGAUAUAUAGCGUACAAAACGUACUUAUAAUUUUUGAAUUCAAGGAGAGCCAAUGAUAUAGAUUAUGAGAAGCCAUGUACCUUUUUACUUUUCGCGAAAGUUAUAAGAAUAUAACGACAUAAUAACAUGCAAAAGAAUUUCAUUGAUAGUAUGAAUAUCGUGAUAAACGUGCUCAUACUAUGGCCAGACUUUGAAUAAUUUGAUGAAUAAAAUAUUUAUUUGAAA
Linum trigynum is the source of this 4661-nucleotide messenger RNA. The record is from the annotation of a GenBank genome assembly. NCBI's taxonomy places the organism in Eukaryota, Viridiplantae, Streptophyta, Magnoliopsida, Malpighiales, Linaceae.